AGAUACAAAAUAUGAAUUUGAAAUAUUUGCUAUCUUAUCAUUGUAGAAUUCGAAAACAACAAGAGAAUUCCAACUAACCCUCGUUCAUCAAAAUAUUUAUUCUUUCGUGUUCAACGUAUCAACAUGAAAACACAUCUAAUUUUUCUUAUACUAGUUCUCAGUUCAUGUUCUGAGGGAAAUAUAUCUGAUGAUAUUGAAGAAGAUGUUGGAAGGGCUCAAGCCAUAUUGCUCUUCUAUCUUACUUCCGUCGGAGUACGUCAAUGCGAAACCCAUUCACAUGAAGAUUUAGUGGCACAACAAACCAAAGCAAUCGAAUGCGUCAAAAAUAUUACAUAUGAUGGUACCUUCUGCGAGAGCUUCCCAAAAAAAUUUAAACCUUGUGUUAGUAAUAUCCUUGCUGAAAGGGGACAGUGUGAUUCACCUUUUAUGAAUGCUCUCAAAAAUUCUGUGAUGGAUUCAGUCAUCGCUGAAAUCGAAUAUCUCUGCAGCAUUAAUGGUGAACGUAUCCUUGAAUUGGUGAACCCCUGCGUUAUUACAAGUGCCUUGCAAGGUUACAAGUGUAAAACAGACGUAAUGAGACCUUAUCAAAGUUCAAGUUUGCCAGAAGCUUGCAGGGUAUUCCCAGAUGUUCUGAAUUGUCUGGAGAAAGAAAUCAAAAAUGAAUGUGAAAAGGAACUUACCAGGAAAACACUCCAUGAUUUCUUUUCGGUUGAAGUCAAACCUUGCAACGUAGCAAUUGAAGGAUAUAUGGAACUGAUUAAGUUCAUAUCUAGAAAAUACGAAUAUAUUCCAAAAAAAAAUGGAAAUUGCGAAAAUUGUGGUUACGAGAUAAUUCAAAACAAUUUGGAAGAGAAUAAAUAAUAAAAAAAUUCCAUUCCCUACUUA
Messenger RNA from Coccinella septempunctata (seven-spotted ladybird), 885 nucleotides. RefSeq lists its product as uncharacterized. Bases 124 to 861 code for a protein of 245 amino acids. NCBI's taxonomy places the organism in Eukaryota, Metazoa, Arthropoda, Insecta, Coleoptera, Coccinellidae. The transcript has 5 exons. The record is from RefSeq and is a predicted model, not a curated record.